AUGGCAGUCGACGCCAGCAGUCCGCUGCUGCAGUACGCUCCGUACAUUGUAGCUGCGCUUGCCGUCUUCAUUGGCGCCGGCGUCUACCUGGUUCUUAACCCAGAGCCAGCGGCAGCGAAAUACAAGAAAGUCCUCGAUCCCAACAACUUCCAAGAAUUUCCCAUCACCGAAAAGACCCAGAUCUCGCACAACACUGCCAUCUACAGAUUUAAGCUGCCUACCGAAGACAGCAUCCUUGGACUUCCCAUCGGUCAGCACAUCUCACUCGCCGCGACUCUUGAUGUCACCGACCCAAAGACCGGCAAUGUCGAGCGCAAAGAGGUGGUCAGAUCAUACACGCCAAUCUCUGGUGAUCAUCAGCCGGGCUACUUCGACCUCCUCAUCAAAAGCUAUCCCCAGGGCAAUAUCUCGAGACAUAUGGCUACCUUGACUGUUGGCGACAAGAUGAAGGUCAAGGGUCCAAAGGGAGCUAUGGUGUACGAGCCAAACAUGGCAAGCCGCAUCGGCAUGAUUGCUGGUGGCAGUGGUCUCACUCCUAUGCUUCAAGUCGCCGAUGCUAUCAAGAGAGGCCGAGCACAUGGUGACAAGACCCAAGUCAACUUGAUCUUCGCCAAUGUCAACGAGGAGGAUAUCUUCUUGAGGAAAGAGCUCGAUAGAUUAGCCGAGGACCCUGGCAUCGAUGUUUACUACGUCUUGAACAACCCACCGGACAAGUGGACUGGCGGUGUGGGCUUCGUCACUGCAGAGAUGAUUAAGGAACGUCUUCCACCCCCAGCUCCGAACCACAAGAUCUUGAUCUGCGGUCCCCCUCCCAUGGUUUCUGCUCUGAAGAAGGCGACCGAGUCGAUGGGCUACGACAAAGCUCGACCAGUCAGCAAGCGUGAUGAUCAAGUCUUCUGCUUCUAGAGAUCCACGCUGCUAGCUGGAGGCCUCCAUCCGAACAAGUCCGGCGUUGAUGCGUUUCCUCCCGAAUCCGAGCCUGCAGAUGUUAUGACCUCGUCCGUCGCGUUCGAGCGUUUGGUUUUUAGAUACGAAAGAGCUGGCACAAGCAUGGCGUUCGAAGCAGAUAUCAAUGUAGAGCUGUGUACAGCCAACCAGGGCGAAAUGUGCAGCCGCGGAAAUAGCAUUUCCUUCGCCC
Molecule: messenger RNA, 1138 nt
Organism: Pseudocercospora fijiensis CIRAD86
Lineage: Eukaryota; Fungi; Ascomycota; Dothideomycetes; Mycosphaerellales; Mycosphaerellaceae
Exons: 3
Coding region: 1-906 (301 amino acids)
Cellular component (GO): endoplasmic reticulum
Molecular function (GO): oxidoreductase activity
Source: RefSeq, a predicted model, not a curated record